Molecule: messenger RNA, 2792 nt
Organism: Oryzias latipes (Japanese medaka)
Lineage: Eukaryota; Metazoa; Chordata; Actinopteri; Beloniformes; Adrianichthyidae
Gene: bmpr1ba
Product: bone morphogenetic protein receptor, type IBa
Biological process (GO): cell surface receptor protein serine/threonine kinase signaling pathway; cellular response to growth factor stimulus; protein phosphorylation
Cellular component (GO): plasma membrane; signaling receptor complex
Molecular function (GO): transmembrane receptor protein serine/threonine kinase activity; ATP binding
Source: RefSeq, a predicted model, not a curated record
UUGGACCCUAGUCCCGUUAAAUGAAGAUCCGUCCGUGUCGAGAGGGAGAAGGAGCCCGAACGAAAAACUUAAACUUUAAACGACUCGCCUCUCCGUUUGCCUGGAGUAGCAUGAGCCGCAGCCUCCAUCAUCAGUCGAGAAAAGAAAGAAACCAUCCCACGGUAUUGCACAGCUGUGUGGCAGCCCUCACCUGUGAAAGUGAAACGUAUAACACCUUAUUUACAGCUGGCCUCACUCCUACUGUCAGACUGGGCUGAAGACACUCCACUCUCAACUGCUGCUGCUGUUAUGGAGGAGAGUCAGCGUGCGUGAGUGGGAAUCCUGUCUGUGUGGAAAGGACUGAAGAGGAGGACGUAGAGGAGCUGAGCGGCAGACUGUACCAUGCCAGGCCAGGGAGAACAGCUCAAGUGCUGCCUCUCUCUGUAUUUCUGCGGCUGGAGUCCUCUGCUUUUGCUCGGACUGUUCUCUCUGCAUGUGCAGUCACACGGUAACAUACUGGACAGCAUGCUGCUACGAGGAUCCAGUAGAGAUGCGGUGGAGAGCGGAAAGGAGACGUCAGGCAGCAUCGCUCCGGCGUCGGCCUCCCACAGAUUCCUGUGGUGCUAUUGCUCUCACCACUGCCCAGAUGAUUCCACCAAUAACACUUGCAGGACUGACGGCUACUGCUUUACCAUGGUGGAGGAGGAGGGAGGAGUUCCUGUUCUGACUGCAGGUUGUUUGGGUCUGGUUGGAUCAGAGUUUCAGUGUAGGGACAUAGGGGGGUUUCGCCAAAGAAAGUCUCUAGAGUGCUGCACAGAUGAAGACUUCUGCAACAGAAACCUCCGUCCAACACUACCGCCACUCCAGCCCCCUCUCUACGUCGAUGGGAAGAUUCACCACAUGGCUCUGCUGAUUUCAGUCACUGUGUGCAGCAUCAUAUUGGCUGGAAUCAUUGUCUUCUGCUACUUGAGGUAUAAGCGUCAGGAGUCCCGUCCUCGGUACAGUAUCGGUCUGGAGCAGGAUGACACUUACAUUCCUCCCGGAGAAUCCCUGAAGGACCUGAUAGAGCAAUCUCAGAGUUCUGGAUCAGGCUCAGGGCUCCCUCUAUUGGUUCAGAGAACGAUAGCCAAGCAGAUUCACAUGGUUAAACAGAUUGGCAAAGGGAGGUAUGGAGAGGUGUGGAUGGGUAGGUGGAGGGGGGAAAAGGUGGCUGUAAAGGUUUUCUUCACUACAGAAGAAGCCAGUUGGUUCAGAGAGACUGAAAUCUACCAGACUGUCUUAAUGAGACAUGAGAAUAUCUUGGGUUUCAUAGCUGCAGAUAUCAAAGGAACUGGCUCCUGGACGCAGCUUUACUUAAUCACCGACUACCAUGAAAACGGAUCCUUGUAUGACUACCUCAAAUCUACCACUCUGGAUAACAAAGCUAUGCUGCGUCUGGCCUACUCGUCAGUGUCGGGGCUCUGUCAUCUCCACACAGAGAUCUUUGGCACGCAGGGGAAACCUGCUAUUGCUCACAGGGACCUGAAGAGUAAGAAUAUCCUGGUAAAAAGAAAUGGGACCUGUUGCAUCGCUGAUCUGGGACUGGCAGUCAAGUUCAUCAGUGACACCAACGAGGUAGACAUCCCUCCCAACACUCGAGUUGGCACAAAGCGCUACAUGCCUCCGGAGGUUCUGGAGGAGACCUUGAACAGAAGUCAUUUUCAGUCGUACAUCAUGGCUGAUAUGUACAGCUUUGGGCUCAUCCUGUGGGAGAUCGCUCGGCGUUGUGUCUCAGGAGGAAUCCUUGAGGAGUAUCAGUUACCUUAUCACGACUUAGUUCCUACAGACCCGUCGUAUGAAGAUAUGAGGGAGGUGGUCUGCAUCAAAAAGCUGCGACCAUCGUUUCCAAAUCGAUGGACAAGUGAUGAGUGUUUAAGGCAGAUGGGAAAGCUGAUGACAGAAUGCUGGGCCCAUAACCCCGCCUGCCGCCUCACAGCACUACGGGUCAAAAAGACACUUGCGAAAAUGUCAGAAUCGCAGGAUAUCAAGCUGUGAGUUUGCAGUGCUAGCUGUGCACAGAAAGUCGACUGACAAUCACUCGGAUUCUGGUCCAUUCCGUGCUAGCCUUGCUUUCUGGAGAAGGAAAAGGGAGAAGAAACUUCAAGGGUCCUAUCACUCUGAAUCCACGCUCCAUGAAGUCUGCAACCAACCCAAAUGAAGACGUGUCUUAAUGUGGCUCUGUUAGGUCCAUCUUUUGACGUCAUGUCAGAUUAGACAGAAGACUUUAAAACCGUGUAGAUUCCUAUGUUCCAAAGGUUUUGGAUAGGAAAUGUGACAUGUGACUGUGGCUGCAGAGAAACUCCAACAGGCUACUGACCAGUAAGUGGAAUGUUGUAUCCAUGCUUUCUGUGAAAGCUUCCCUACAUGUAAACAAAGCUCUGGUAGAUAGAAAUGAAGGGAUGUGCUUUAAAGCACAUGAAUUCUUUUUUGCAACAAACACCUCUUUUCUAAACACACAUUGCCCCACUACUGGCUUUAUACUAUUAUUAUUAAUAUUAUUGAUAUUAUUAUUAUUGAGCAAACACAUUUUUGUCACUCUUAAGUGAUCUGCUUUUGGCAACAGGGCCCAACUAAGAGACAAAAGUAUUUUUUUAGGUUUUACUGUCAUUUUAUUUUGUUCGUUGUGAUAUUGUUUGUAGACACUGAAGAAUUUAAUUUAGUUUGUACGUUGUGAUAGGCUGACUGAAUUUGGAAAAGUCCGUUCUCCGUGUAAAAGCUGGAAUCUAUAAAUCUGUAUGUUCAGAAAUAAAGUUUUUAAGUUCAAGUACGUUCUA